GGGGGGGGCUGCCCACACCUCGGCGGCCCAGCCGAACGGGCUCUGGCUCCUCCCAGCGGCCGGCAGGGGCGGAAGCAGGAGGCGGGGUAGCGUGUUCGCUGCCGGUCUCUGCUCCCCCGGCGCUGGGGCCCGCGCUCCGCCGCAGCCGCUGCUGGAUUCGGCGCUUCGCCGGCGGCCAGUUUCCCUCCGCGACCUCCCGCUCACCCACCAGGCCUCUCUCUCUCCGUCGCGGCCCGUGGCGUCCACCCGGCCGGCCCUCUCCCGCCCCGUCGUCUCGUUUCUCUGGCCGCCGCGGCCCCGGCCCCGAUGGCUCUGUGCAACGGAGACUCCAAGCUGGAGAAUGCUGGAGGAGACAUUAAGGAUGGCUGCCACCACUAUGAAGGAGCCGUGGUCAUUCUGGAUGCGGGUGCUCAGUACGGGAAAGUCAUAGAUCGAAGAGUGAGGGAACUGUUCGUGCAGUCGGAACUCUUCCCAUUGGAAACACCAGCAUUUGCUAUAAAAGAGCAUGGAUUCCGUGCCAUUAUCAUCUCUGGAGGACCUAAUUCUGUGUAUGCAGAAGAUGCUCCCUGGUUUGAUCCAGCAAUAUUCACUAUUGGCAAGCCUGUUCUUGGAAUUUGCUAUGGCAUGCAGAUGAUGAAUAAAGUAUUUGGAGGUACUGUGCACAAAAAAAAUGUUAGAGAAGAUGGAGUCUUCAGUAUUACCAUGGAUAACACAUGCUCAUUAUUCAGGGGCCUUCAGAAGGAAGAAAUUGUUUUGCUUACUCAUGGAGAUAGUGUAGAUAAAGUAGCUGAUGGAUUCAAGGUUGUGGCACGUUCUGGGAACAUCGUGGCAGGUAUAGCAAAUGAAUCUAAAAAAUUAUAUGGAGUACAGUUCCACCCUGAAGUUGGCCUUACAGAAAAUGGGAAAGCAGUACUGAAGAACUUCCUCUAUGAUAUAGCUGGGUGCAGUGGGACCUUCACUGUGCAGAACAGAGAACUGGAGUGCAUUCGAGAGAUCAAAGAGAGAGUAGGCACAUCAAAAGUUUUGGUUUUACUCAGUGGUGGUGUAGACUCAACAGUUUGUACAGCUUUGCUGAAUCGUGCUUUGAACCAAGAUCAAAUCAUUGCUGUGCACAUUGAUAAUGGCUUUAUGAGAAAACGAGAAAGCCAGUCGGUAGAAGAGGCCCUCAAAAAACUUGGAAUUCAGGUCAAAGUGAUAAAUGCUGCUCAUUCUUUCUACAAUGGAACAACAACUCUACCAAUAUCAGAUGAAGAUAGAACUCCACGAAAAAGAAUCAGCAAAACCUUAAAUAUGACAACAAGUCCUGAGGAGAAAAGAAAAAUCAUUGGGGAUACUUUUGUUAAAAUUGCCAAUGAAGUAAUUGGAGAAAUGAACCUGAAACCUGAGGAGGUUUUCCUUGCCCAAGGUACUUUACGGCCUGAUCUAAUUGAAAGUGCAUCCCUUGUUGCAAGUGGCAAAGCUGAACUCAUCAAAACCCAUCACAAUGACACAGAGCUUAUCAGGAAGUUGAGAGAAGAGGGAAAAGUAAUAGAACCUCUGAAAGAUUUCCAUAAAGAUGAAGUAAGAGUUUUAGGCAGAGAACUCGGACUUCCAGAAGAGUUAGUUUCCAGGCAUCCAUUUCCAGGUCCUGGCCUGGCAAUUAGAGUAAUAUGUGCUGAAGAACCUUACAUUUGUAAGGACUUUCCUGAAACCAACAACAUUUUGAAAAUAGUAGCUGAUUUCUCUGCAAGUGUUAAAAAGCCACAUACGCUGUUACAAAGAGUCAAAGCCUGCACAACAGAAGAGGACCAGGAGAAGCUGAUGCAAAUUACAAGUCUGCAUUCCCUGAACGCCUUCCUGCUGCCAAUUAAAACUGUGGGUGUGCAGGGUGAUUGUCGUUCCUACAGUUAUGUGUGUGGAAUCUCCAGUAAAGAUGAGCCUGACUGGGAAUCUCUUAUUUUCCUGGCUAGACUUAUACCUCGCAUGUGUCACAACAUUAACAGAGUUGUCUAUAUAUUUGGCCCACCAGUUAAAGAGCCUCCUACAGAUGUUACUCCCACUUUCUUGACAACAGGGGUGCUCAGUACUUUACGCCAAGCUGAUUUUGAGGCUCAGAACAUUCUCAGGGAGUCUGGUUAUGCUGGAAAAAUCAGUCAGAUGCCAGUGAUUUUGACACCAUUACAUUUUGAUCGGGACCCACUUCAGAAGCAGCCUUCAUGCCAGAGAUCUGUGGUUAUUCGAACCUUUAUUACUAGUGAUUUCAUGACUGGUAUACCUGCAACACCUGGCAAUGAGAUCCCUGUAGAGGUGGUGUUAAAGAUGGUCACUGAGAUUAAGAAGAUUCCUGGUAUUUCUCGAAUUAUGUAUGACUUAACAUCAAAGCCCCCAGGAACUACUGAGUGGGAGUAAUAAACUUCUUGUUUCACUAAA
Molecule: messenger RNA, 2409 nt
Organism: Pipistrellus kuhlii (Kuhl's pipistrelle)
Lineage: Eukaryota; Metazoa; Chordata; Mammalia; Chiroptera; Vespertilionidae
Gene: GMPS
Product: guanine monophosphate synthase
Exons: 16
Coding region: 307-2388 (693 amino acids)
Biological process (GO): GMP biosynthetic process
Cellular component (GO): cytosol
Molecular function (GO): GMP synthase activity; ATP binding; GMP synthase (glutamine-hydrolyzing) activity
Source: RefSeq, a predicted model, not a curated record